GCUGCGAGGCGGCAGCGGCGGGAGCGAGCGGCAGCUGUCAGGCCACGGAGGUCCGAGCUGCACUUGCUGCCCCAUUGAGGACGAGGUGGCAGCAGAAGCUGUGUGACCCGGUCGCUGAGGAGCCGGAUUAGAGGCACGCAGAGCUGACCUGCCUGGCGUCCUUAGCCCUCUCCUUUCUCCUUCCCAUUGUGUUGGAACCCUAAAACAAAAGGAAUACAGAUCUACAAGAAUAAAGAAAAUAUUAAAAUUGUGACAAAUUCCCAGUUGGGUUCUCUUGGUUACAAACUCCUUCUUGUCUGGUGCUGCAACAAUGAGUGGGAAAUCCCUUCUCUUAAAGGUCAUUCUCUUAGGUGAUGGUGGAGUUGGUAAAAGUUCGCUUAUGAACCGUUAUGUAACCAAUAAGUUCGACUCCCAAGCUUUUCACACUAUAGGAGUAGAGUUCUUAAAUCGAGAUCUGGAGGUAGAUGGACGCUUUGUAACCCUUCAGAUAUGGGACACUGCUGGGCAGGAACGUUUCAAGAGCCUUAGAACACCCUUCUACAGAGGAGCAGACUGCUGCCUCUUGACCUUCAGUGUGGAUGACCGGCAGAGCUUCGAGAACCUAGGUAACUGGCAAAAAGAAUUCAUCUACUAUGCAGACGUGAAGGACCCUGAACAUUUCCCCUUUGUAGUUCUGGGUAACAAGGUAGACAAAGAGGAUAGGCAAGUGACUACUGAGGAGGCGCAUGCCUGGUGCAUGGAGAAUGGGAAUUACCCUUAUCUAGAAACAAGUGCCAAAGAUGAUACUAAUGUGACAGUGGCCUUUGAAGAAGCUGUCAGGCAGGUGUUAGCUGUAGAGGAACAGCUGGAACAUUGCAUGUUAGGUCACACCAUUGAUUUGAACAGUGGCUCCAAAGCAGGUUCUUCAUGCUGCUAAAUAUAUGGAGCCUUUAAACUGUGUGUCACAAGUUGGUCAGUCAGUAGUGUAAGAAUUACUGUACCCUAUUGGGAGUACACACACACGCAUACACACACACACAAACACACACACAAUGGUAAGAGAUAAGGUUCUAUUUUGAAAUAGAGUCUCUUAAAUUGAAGUUGUAGAGUGGUUUUUAAAAAGCUUUAUUGAGCCAAGUGUAUUUUGCGUGAUUUAUGCUAUUUUAUCUCCUCGUGUGUCUCAGGACAUUUCAGAAAGUUUUAGUCCUGAGAGAUUUAAAUGUUUUUGAAUCACUAUUUAAACCUAGAACCCAGCCGCAUGAAGAAGUGAAAGAGCUUAAAGUGUUCCAUUAACCAACUAGCAAAUGCCACCAUCAGACUCUUGCCAAGCAGCUUCUGACAUUUCUGCCAAAGGGAAAAACAAAAUUCUGAGCUGUACAACAAAAAUAAUAAUGGAAACAAAGAUUCCUAAGCUUGAAUUAUAAAGGGGUUGUGAUAAUUAGGAGUGUAGAUAUGUAACAGUGUAUACUGACUUGUUCAACUCCUCGUAUAUGGUUUACUCUCAUCUGAACUCAGAAAAUACCAUCUUAAUAAGUUAUUCUAAUGACACUGGAAAUUAAUUAAAGUCCUUGUAUUUGAAGUCAUGGGUCACCAGUGAGUGGAUUAUGCUUAAAUAUGCCAGCCACCUUUUAAAAUCACUGGUUGGUCUGCUUUUCCUUCGUAAGUCUAUGUUGCUGCAUAGAGAUGUUGCCUCUCUGAAAACUUCCUUCGAGGUUAGUGAUGCUGCUUAGUACAUGGCUUUGGGUGCAGUGCUUUCUGCUCACAAUUAUAAGGUCCUAUGGUUUACCAUGCUAGCUCAUGAAGAAGGCUUAAGUAAAGACUGGGAAGUCAUGAGCUUUUUACACAAUGUUCCUUAACUCAUUUAUUGUAGAAGGAACUGUUUUAUUUGGUGUGUGGGGGGGGGUGGAUGUUUCACUGUAUGUUCAGCUGGCCAAAUUAGGACACUGAGUGUGGCAAAAGAGCAGAAUUUAACUGUGUUAGAAUGGAUUUCUCAUAAUUAGGUGUGUCCAAGAGUGGAAUAGACUGCCUUAAUAGUGAGCUCCCUUCCAGUGAAAGCAUUCACUGGGUGACCAUCUGUUAAAAUACCAUAAAAAGAAUUUCUGUGCUGGCUACAUGUUUAGUAUAAGGUCCCUUCUAGAUCUAAGUUAUGUGAAUUUAUAAACUAUAUCAGUGCCAUGUUUGCUUUAACCUAUCUGAGAAUAAUAGCUAAGGCUAUGGAGAGGAACAUUAAAAGUUCUCAAGCCAUUCUGUGAUCAGCCUUUAAAAGCAACUACUAUGGCCAGGUGUGAUGGCGCACACCUUUAAUCCCAGCCCUUGGGAGGCAAAGGUAGGAGGAUCACCGUGAGACCGAGGCCACCCUGAGACUACAUAGUCAAUUCCAGGUCAUCCUGGACUAGGGUGAGACCCUACCUUGUAAAGCCAAAAAAAAAAAAGAAAAAAAAACUCAUAAUAAAAGCAACUACUAUGAUAUGAAUGCCCUGAAGAUACCAUAUUCAAAAGAAAACUGGCUUGACAAUUUUUGAAAACCAUGACUGCCAAUUAAUAUACUGUAUUAUGAAUAUGCAGUCUGGUUCUUGUUGGUUGAUCAGUCUAGAUUGUAUCUGUGCUUUAAAACACAUAUGACAAAAAUUGUGACCCAAUAUAGAGAGGGACAGUUUUAAUGACCCCCAAGGGCACCUAGUCCAGGGAUAGGAUGGGAGCUUUUUUUUCACAGGAAUAUAGCCUAGAACUCUCCAUUAUAGCCACAUAUGGAAUCAGCCUUACAUGUGGGACCUUAUGUGCUUUAAGAACUCUGGGACCUUUUGGCCACAUGGACAAGAGACUGACAGUAUUUCAACCAGUAAUAUUAAGUAUUUCCAAUUAAUAUAUAGUCAUUAUGCCAUUGUCAAAUCAAUUAAAUUUAAUGCCAAAAGUCAAACCCAGAACUGGGAUCCCCACAGCUCUUAAAUAUUGGUUCCUAUCCUGCCUAUGCCUAUAGCCAACCACAUUGAUUUCCAAGUUCUAUGAUCAUUUUGCUACAAUCAUAUUAGAGUUAAAAAAAACUGUAUGUCAGAACUAAUAAAUGCUAAUUAUUUUUAAGUGCAUGAGACCUGGGGCCUUCUCUUUCUACUUGCACUCUGCUUAUAAUAGUUUCUAUUUGUAGAUCUCAGGCCUUCAUAAAGACCUCCAUCAACUCACAAAAGUACUUGUCUCUUUAAAGUGGCAUGUGGUCAUUCGAAUAAAUAUAAAGUACAUGGGUAUUCAAUUCAUAGGCAUCCUGUUCAUACAAGACAAGUGUUAAUUUUAUUGACAGGUCAACUGAAGCCCGUUUUCUUCUCAGCCAUACCUUUUUUUCUGUCAAAUUGCUUCACAAUAUCCUAAUCAAAUAAUUGAACAUUAAGUAACAAAACAAUGGCAUUUUGGUGAGUAACACUCAGUGGGUGCUGACAUAUAGUUUGGGUAAGUUUAAAAACACCAAAGGCUGAAAUCUGUGAGUACCAGGAACUGUGCAUAUAAGUUUAGAAAUUGAUUGUGUACACUAGAAUGUGCAGUGCAAUAUUUUCAAUAGGUGUUUUUUAAUGAUCACUAGAUUUUUGGAAUAAUAUAUUUCUAAUUAGAAGCAUACUGUUUUUCAAUGGUUCAUUAAACAUAUAAAACAUUUAUUUAGUUUAUUGUCAAUACUGGCUUUCAGGGGGCCUCAGAUUCCAUAUGUCUUCAGUAAAUUGAUGACUUUCAGGUUUAUUUGUGCCUGCCUCAGCCAUUCUACUUUAUUCUGAGGUAUUUCACAAUCCUCUUGUUGCAGGUGCUGCUAAAAAUCUCAAAAUUGUGUAUAAGAUAUUUUGUUUCAAUUGUAAAAUAUUCAUCUGUGUUAAAGUGAAUAAAAAGUGCAUUUUGAACAGCCAACAUA
This is a messenger RNA of Jaculus jaculus (lesser Egyptian jerboa), 3865 nucleotides long. RefSeq names its product RAB9B, member RAS oncogene family (gene Rab9b). Gene Ontology annotation, biological process: retrograde transport, endosome to Golgi; Rab protein signal transduction. The transcript has 3 exons. Gene Ontology annotation, molecular function: GTP binding; GTPase activity. The coding region runs from base 311 to 916 and encodes 201 amino acids. Lineage: Eukaryota; Metazoa; Chordata; Mammalia; Rodentia; Dipodidae. The record is from RefSeq and is a predicted model, not a curated record. Gene Ontology annotation, cellular component: lysosome; phagocytic vesicle; late endosome.